This is a messenger RNA of Aspergillus fumigatus Af293, 1692 nucleotides long. RefSeq names its product glycoside hydrolase family 88 protein. Gene Ontology annotation, biological process: polysaccharide catabolic process. NCBI's taxonomy places the organism in Eukaryota, Fungi, Ascomycota, Eurotiomycetes, Eurotiales, Aspergillaceae. The record is from RefSeq and is a predicted model, not a curated record. Bases 1 to 1692 code for a protein of 563 amino acids. The transcript is spliced from 3 exons. Gene Ontology annotation, molecular function: chondroitin hydrolase activity.
AUGCUAUCCGGGUCGUGGGGAAUUGGGCUGGAACGAUGCUGCAUUCCUGUUUACGUAUUUCGGUCUUACAUGGUUUGUCAUGAUGACUUUACCAGGGUAGACUAUGGAGGAAGAUUGAAAACACAGGAGAAUUUCCUAUCUCCUUCACCUUCGUACUUCAAGCGUUCACGUCGAGUAGGAAUACAGGCUGCGAUAUUGAAGGCUCUGGCGAAGGUACCCGACACUAUGGAUGAACCUGCACCAAAAAGACUCAGAGGCGAAUCGAAACACGAAGAGAAUGGAACAUGUGCGGAGUCCAGUGGUAUCCCGCAGUGGGUGAUUCACGCACUCUACUCUGAAUCGGUGACGGCAAAAUUGUGGAAUGUGGCCAGCCGAGCUUUGGGAAAGGCUGAACCUCCCACUUUCUUCCCCGAGUACACAGGCAAGGAUGGAGCCACAUACGUUUAUCGACACCUGAGCUUCUGGACGUCUGGCUUCUUUCCCGGAUCCCUGUACCUGCUACUUGAGCGCCAGGCCAAGAAUAACAGCAGUACAGAGCCAUGUACUCCCCAUCCUCUCGUUUUGCAACACCUCUGCCAGUGGUGGACCGUCAACUUGCAUCAGAACGCCACCCUCAACACAACACAUGACCUUGGCUUCAUGAUUGCGCCCUGGGCCAUCAAAGCGUGGGAGCUACACCGGGAUGCGAGGGCGUUCAGCAGCCUGGUGACAGCAGCGAAUACUCUUGCCAGUCGCUUCUGUCCCAAGGUUCAGUCUAUCCGCAGCUGGGAUACCUGUGUGACGAAGCGGUAUUCAUUCACAGAUCCUUCCAGGGACUUCCUUGUCAUCAUCGACAACAUGCUGAACCUCGAUAUGCUGUUCUGGGUUGCCAAGGAGACGGGCAAUCGGCACCUGUAUGACGUUGCCCUGGCACACGCUCGCACAACGCAGAGACACCAUAUACGGGCCAACCACUCCACAUACCACGUGGUGAACUUCGACCAAGAGACGUGCACGCCCAAGGAGAAGUUGACGAACCAGGGCUACAGCGACGAGAGUUGCUGGGCCAGGGGGCAGGCGUGGGGUAUCCUCGGGUUCGUGCAGACAUUCCAGUGGACCGGCGAUCCAUCGUUCCUGCAGACGUCACGACAGCUUGCCGAUUACUUCAUCAAAAAUCUGCCUGGCGAUGGUGUGCCGUACUGGGACUUUGAUGCACCCGUCACGAGUGACUCGCCGAGAGAUACGUCCGCUGCGAUGAUCGCAUCGUGCGGGAUGCUCUUGAUCUACAAAGCCCUCAGAGCGCAGGGCAAAUACGAUGAAUCGGAGCAUUAUCUCGUUGCUGUCAAGCGCAUUGUGGAAGGAACGUUGAGCAAGUUUCUGAAUCCUCCGACCUUCAAAUUCAUUGUCCAGCCUUCCAACCGAGGUAUCGAGACAUACGAGGAUGGCCUGCCCUGCGAUCACGAGGAGAAGCCGGAACCUGGAUUCUUGGCUGUGAGCGAGUCUGCUGCGACGAAUGGGAUGAAUGGCAGAGGGGUAAAUGGCACUGAGAGCAAGAAGCCAGUAGCAGAGACGAUCCUCACCGGUGCCACAAUCAACAACUACGAGUUUGCCCCCAGAAGAUGGGCCAACCACGGUCUAGUCUAUGCGGAUUAUUAUUUUAUGCUUCUGGGGAACAUGUUGCUUGAGUUGGGCUUGGUGCCUUCGUUGCCAUAG